This is a messenger RNA of Dermochelys coriacea (leatherback sea turtle), 3286 nucleotides long. It is a transcript of the gene VGF, whose product is annotated as VGF nerve growth factor inducible. The transcript has 2 exons. NCBI's taxonomy places the organism in Eukaryota, Metazoa, Chordata, Testudines, Dermochelyidae. Bases 111 to 1541 code for a protein of 476 amino acids. The record is from RefSeq and is a predicted model, not a curated record. Gene Ontology annotation, molecular function: neuropeptide hormone activity.
GCGCCGGUCUAUAAAGGCGGCGCGCGGCGCCUGUCCAGGGUGCUGAAGGCAGAUCGCGCCCAGCUCUGGGGAGGGGGACGGACACAGCCCCGCCGCACGGCCGAAACACCAUGCUGGGCUCACACGCCCCUCUCCGCGGAGCCGCCCUGCUCCUCUCCAUCAGCCUCCUGACGCAGAGCCGCCUGCACGCUGCCCCCCUGCUCCCGGGAGAGGAUGCCCGCCCCGAGGAGCCCCGCCAGCCCAGUCCCGCGCCCCCCACCAAGGAGGUCCGGGCCAGAGCCCUGCCCGCCCCCAGCUGGGAAGGCGGGGACACCAAGGAGGAGGAAGAUGAUGAUGAGCUCUUCCGAGACGUGGACCCCAAGGCCUUGGCCACCACGCUGCUGCAGGCCCUGGGCAACGGGGGCCACAACUCUCCAGACAAGCGCCGGGCUCCGGAUGAGGAGCGGGUGCAGAGCCAGAGCCGGAGCACCAGCCUGGGGGCGGGCCGGGCCCGGGAGCAGCAGCUGGAGGAAGAGGAGGAGGAGGAGGAAGGCAGAGACAGCAGCUCCCAGGAGCUGGAGAGCCUGCAGGCCCUGCUGCGGGAGCUGCGGCCGCUCGGCCCCGGGGCCAAGCGGGAGGGCGCCCAGGGGGACGCCGGCCACAACGCGGUGCUGAAGGAGCUGGAGGAGUACGAGCGGCUGCGGGCUGGCACCAAGCGCCGGGCCCCGCCGGCUGAGCCCUGGGCCGGCGCCAGGAAACUGAGGCAGCAGCAGCAGCUGGAGCACCAGCUCCUGCAGCGGCGCUACGAGGAGCUAGCCGAGAGCCGGCGGCAGGCUGAGGAGGCCCGCAAGGCAGCCGCUGAGGAGGAGCGGCUGGCUGACAUGGCCUCCGACCUGCUGCUGCAGUACCUGCUGAAGGGCCGGGAGGACGAGGGCGAGCCAGGGGCCAAUGCCCACGAGGAAGAGGAGGAGGAGGAAGAAGAGGGCAGGUUCCGGGGUGGCCGGGCCAAGGGCAGCCCCUUGCUCUUCGAGGACGAGGAAGGCAACGUGGCGGAGGACAAGCGCUCUGAUGAGGAGGACGACGAUGUCAUCGACCCCAACACUAUUGACCAGCUGAUCGAGCUCUCCACCAAGCUGCACCUGCCAGCCGAGGACGUCAUCGACAUCAUCAACGACGUGGAGGAGAAGAAGAAGAAGGAGGCGGCAGCGGCACUGCCGGUGGCGCCCAAGCACCAGGCCAAGCCAGCUCCUUAUGCCCCGGCCCGGCCCUACUAUCCUGCUACCCCCUGGCGCCGCCCCAAGCCGGACGAGCGGGACUGGAAUGAGGUGCUGCACGGGGACGACUACCCCAAGAGGUACCUGGCCAAGCCGAACGACUUCUCCAACUACAUCCAGCCCCGGGCGUUCCAGCUGCCACCACCGCCACCCUACCACCGCAGCCACCACCUGCCGGGCUCUCUGGUGCCCAGGGACGAGGCCGCCGCUGCCAGCCGGGCCCGAGAAGACGAGAUGGAGAACUACCUCGAGCAGGUGCUGAUGGACCACGCCCAGGCAUUCCAGUGAAUCGGGUCCGCCCCCCCACCCCGAAAUCUCAAUCCCCCACCCCAUCUCCCCAUGAAGAAGCGUGGUCAUUCUGAGUGUCCCAAGCAUUUCAGGUUGUGCGUGAGUCAGGAGAACAAACCCCCUCCCUCCCCGCGCCCGCGCCGCCCCCCCAGACUUUAGGAUUCCCGGGCCCCACCAAGCCUGCCGCGCUUGAAGGAAAAGGGUUGGGGGGGGGCGGGUGUUGUGGAAGACGUGGGCCCGUCCGGCCAUUGGGAAACACGCCUCCCCCCUCCUUCCGAGGAGGUGCCAGGCCAGGGAGACCCCAAUCCAGACUCUCUUCUCCGAGCCCCCAGGGACAAGACCCCAGCGUGUCGUCAGCUCUCAGGUGCGUCAGAAUUCUCCAAAGCCAGUGGCCCCAGCCCCUUCUAGUGCAGACAUGAAGAAUGUCCCCAAACCCUAGUCAGACGGGCAAGCGGAGGCAACUCGCUCAUUUCCCCUCUUACGAUCCUGAACAGCAGCCAGCGAGGGGAGUCUGAAAAAAUCUAGACCAUGUCACUGAAAACAGAGCAAAGACCCAAUUGGCUCCAAAAUUACCAUCCCACCAGGACUGUCUCUCGGUUUCAGUGUGUUUUUCCUUCUCUCAUCUCAGCACUUUCCCACCCUCCUCCCUUCUGUACAAUUUUCAAACACGAAUGCAGGGAAGGGAAGCGCAAUAUGUGGAUGUGAAAAAACGGAUAGGGUUUCUUACAACACGAACUUCUGGCCAUUCCUCACGGGAGGAGAAAGCCAGAGAGUCCUGAGGCGGCGGGGGGAUUUAUGGACUCGGGGGAAACUCAGCCCCAUGGGUGGGUAAAAUUGGCACCGCUCCGUUGACUUUAAGGAACUGGCGACUUGACUUCAGGGGUGCCGGUCCUAACAUUUACAGGCGCCACAAACAGGUUUCAAUGCCAUCCUGUCUGAGCUCUUACCUAACUCAGGUGGAGCACAGACCUCCAGCCCAUGUCUGGUGGUUGAGCUAGAGUCUCUUUUCAAGAGACUCUCGAGUUGAAGACUCUGAAUUCUGGAGAAGGGCGUCAAAUAGGGGCUGUCAUUAAAAGAGCUCCACGGUAGCAGGUUUACAUGCCCGGAUCUAGGUCACCAACACACGUUCUCUCUUGGACGAUCCCACACUGAUCCUUCCUGUUGCCCCAGAAUUAAUCUUUGCAGGCGGCCGCCCUCCAGAGAAGGAAUGAGGGGAGAACAGAGUGAGAUAUUCCAUACCAAACUGCCUUAUCAAGCUAUCUUUCCACCGGGUUGUUUCUUCCAUCAACUGACACCGAAGCUCGAGGUUAAAUAUUGUGACUUUGCCAGUGUUAUGCACCCCAAAAACAUGCCCCCCAACCCCUACCAGGCAUGCCGCAUGCUGUGUCUUGCUGUGAAUUCACCACCAUCCGAACACUCAGAAUCAGCGUCCUAAGGAAACUACCAGCAUUUCCAGUCAAGCAACUGAUCAGUUUAACCCACGAAGAGGCUGAUGUUGACGGCGGGGGAGUGCGCGCGGGUGGGGGAUGGGUGUUGUACUAAGGGCGUUUGCGCGUGUGUUUUCACCUGCAUCCAGUUUCCGAGUGUGUGAGAUUCUUGGCUUUGUGGCGUCCGGUUCCCGGUCCUGUGCUGUUUGUUUCGAUGUCCUGACCUCUGUGUUGUACUUAAUAAAACACAUUUGGCCUGUUGUAAAUAGCAUGUGGAAUUACUAGUUUUGCUAAGAAAUAAAAGCAACUAUUUUAUUA